AUGAGGUCCGCAUCUAGGCUGAGAAAACACAGGGAGCGGCUGGCUUGUGCAGCAUGUCGGAAGAGGAAGCUCAAUUGUGACCGCGAAAGUCCCUGUAGCAGCUGUGUUCGCAGGAGAGAUGCUACAUCCUGUUCAUACGAAGUUUCCAUCGAUGACCCGAACAGCGACCGUCUCCGCGACACACAGGCCCAAGCGCGUCUUGAACAUCUAGAGCAUCUCGUCGGGCUACUUGCUGAACAACCGUCAGCUACCACUAUUGGAGUUCAAAAUGACACUCCGGCUGCUGAGUUGCCGUUGGAUAUGGACACUGGGGAACACACAAUCGCAUCGUCGUCUUCUCGCUCCGACCAGGCUGUAAGCGGUACAACACAUUGGUCAGCUAUGCUGGAUGAUAUACAAGCUCUCAGGUCUACGCUAAAUCCUCUUGAGGGCAAUGACAUAGAUGAAGGAGACACAAGUGCUCCUCAGGCAGACGUUGGAAUGGGAAUGGACGUCAUGUUCGGCGCUGGCCUUUCACAAGCCAUCAGUAUCGAACAAGUACUUAGUACUUAUCUUCCAUCGCGAAGGAGCACCGAUCGCCUCGUAUCCGCAUAUUUCCGCGUUCGGUUGUACAUCACGCCAUACAUACAUUCAGUGCAAUUUCAGAGGCAGUACGAGGCUUUCUGGAGCGAUCCUGGCGCAGCCUCGCCACUUUGGAUAUCCAUCCUGUUUUCAAUGCUGUUCAUCUCCGCUAACAUUUCGCGAACGGGCAAAGAAAACGAAAUACCAGGACAUGGAUUUGCAGUUGCUGCCGCCCAGUGUCUUGCUCUGGGCGAGUAUUUCCGUCCUAAGGCCUUCUGCUUUGAGGCACUCCUGCUUUAUCUCCAUUCACGCUUCAUCACUUGUCUCGAAAUACAUCCGGAUAUGGGUGCUCUUCUUAGUGUGCUUGCCCACAUUGCCACGGUCUCAGGCUAUCACAGAGAGAGUAGCGUCCUGAGUCUGAGUCCCUUCGCAGCAGAGAUGCGACGCAGGGCAUGGACCUAUGAGGAGUGCAAGCCUGGAGGACAGCUGGAGACUGAGGAGUGGUUCAUGAAGAGUAUCACCUGGCAUGAUUUCUUACUCGGCGUAACCACAUUGUGUCUUGUGGCCUACGCAGCAAACCAGAUCACGGAGGGAUUUCAUAUUGACCAACUUGGUGUACAGCUUCUAUGGAGUAAGGGCUCGAUCCAGAGUUUUAUCAAUAGUGGAAGCUACGAUCUCUCGUUUAAGGGCACAACAAAACAGCGAAGGCAUGCAACUAAUAGCCAACACGCAGAUGUUACCACCCGCCAGCACUAUACUAGCAUCGCCAAGUGGAACUGA
This is a messenger RNA of Fusarium subglutinans, 1341 nucleotides long. Its product is annotated as transcriptional regulatory. Gene Ontology annotation, molecular function: zinc ion binding; DNA-binding transcription factor activity, RNA polymerase II-specific. The transcript is spliced from 3 exons. NCBI's taxonomy places the organism in Eukaryota, Fungi, Ascomycota, Sordariomycetes, Hypocreales, Nectriaceae. The record is from RefSeq and is a predicted model, not a curated record. Gene Ontology annotation, cellular component: nucleus. Gene Ontology annotation, biological process: regulation of DNA-templated transcription. Bases 1 to 1341 code for a protein of 446 amino acids.